Molecule: messenger RNA, 1191 nt
Organism: Talaromyces amestolkiae
Lineage: Eukaryota; Fungi; Ascomycota; Eurotiomycetes; Eurotiales; Trichocomaceae
Exons: 1
Coding region: 1-1191 (396 amino acids)
Source: RefSeq, a predicted model, not a curated record
AUGAACGGAACAACACACACUAACGGCACAAGCACGCAUGUGCUGUCUGACGAGUCCAUCCCGCCCUCGGAAUACCAAGAACGAAUAGAGAAUGUGCGAAAUGGACUUCGAUCAGCCGGUCUUGUCGGUCUCAUCUCAUUUGGAGACUGCUGGCGCGGCGCCAACAUCUGCUACUUCACCGAAUUUCGACCUUUGGAUGGUGUGUCCGAUAUCGCGAACGCGAUCUUCUUUCUCGGCGUAGAUGAAAAACAGCCGGUUCUAUUCGUAUCGAAGCAAUGUGUCCACUAUGCCACCGAAGUCACCUCCUUUCCGGUCUCCAGCUUCGACGAGAUGAAGCCACGACUCGAAGCGUUCGCCGCUCGUGUUCACACGGGCACACUGGGACUGGCGGGCGCGUUUUAUUUCCCUGAGGAUCUCAGUCGCAGAGUGAGAGAAUCAAUCGGCAAUCUCAUUCUGAAGGAGACACAGGUUCUUGCCGAGAUCAAGGCAAUCAAGAGCAAACGCGAAGUAGCCCUGAUUCGCAAGGCAUCCGCAUUGACCGACAUGGCCAUGGUGGCUAUCCGUGACACUCUGGCAGACGGAAAUCCUCACACAGAGCGAGAACUAGCUCUGAUCGCCGACCGCGCCAUGCUAGCAGGAGGAGCAGAACGCACCGGCUACGACUCGAUGGUUCAAGCCGGGCCUCGGUCAGCAUUCAACCUGGCCCGUCCAACAGACCGCAUCGUGCAACCUGGCGACCUCGUCAUGACAGAUAUCGGCGCCCGUUAUCGCGGCUACGUCGCCGACGGCGGAAGAGGCUUCACGUACGGCAACGCAAGCGCCGAAAAGAUCGCCAUCGUCAAAGCUGCGGCGUCGGCGGUUGAGGCCGGUCUUGCAGCUGCUCGACCGGGCAUUACCGCUUCAGAUCUCAAUAAAGCAAUUCAGCAAGCGUUACUUAAGUCUGGAUACGAGCAGUAUUCCAGCGAAGCACGCGGCCAUGGGACAGGCCAUGGAACGGGGAUGGAUCCUGAAGAGGAACAACCGUGGAUUGGACCGGGUAACAAAACAAUACUCCGCGAGAAUAUGGUGUUCACAUUAAAGGCAACUAUUACGGUGCCCGGGGUGGGAGGCCUUCGGACCGAACGCAUAGUUCGACUGACUGAGGAUGGGUGCGAACCGUUGGAUGUGUUUCCAAUGGAGUUGUAUUGGUAG